Molecule: messenger RNA, 849 nt
Organism: Symsagittifera roscoffensis
Lineage: Eukaryota; Metazoa; Xenacoelomorpha; Acoela; Convolutidae
Product: E3 ubiquitin-protein ligase znrf2-like
Exons: 1
Coding region: 1-849 (282 amino acids)
Biological process (GO): proteasome-mediated ubiquitin-dependent protein catabolic process; protein K48-linked ubiquitination
Cellular component (GO): intracellular membrane-bounded organelle; cytoplasm; membrane
Molecular function (GO): ubiquitin protein ligase activity
Source: RefSeq, a predicted model, not a curated record
AUGGGAGCUAAAGCUAGCACAAGCAAUGUCCAUGGUUCUGGUGGAGUUGCAGGUAGUAGCAACAAUGGAAUGAUGUUAGCCUCGGGAGUCAGUCAGCGUCAGCAAGCGGGACAAUCUUCCAGACUUCGAACGCAAUCAUCGACUUCUCCUCAAUCUAGUCGUAGAGGGUCUGCAUCCCGACUAGCAGCUAUUAACAGAAAUAACGACAGUCGAAGUGCUCGUUACGACCGCUUUAGAGCCCGAUCUGUUCAUUUUGAUUACGGACAGGGUUCAAGUGAGGACGAAUCCGAUGAAGAUUCCAGUUCGAGGCCCGAAAUGAACUCGACAUCAAGACGACAGGCUGCUGCACUUCGAGCUUUUUUGACGCAAUCAGUUUUGAUGUCGGGACUCAGAUGCCCACUGUGUAAACAAAUGAGCUCUGACUCUGAACAAUUUCAGGCACACGUCAUUCACUGUUUAACAAAACCACGGCUGACUUACAACGUAGAAAAGUUGGAAAACGACAAGGAUGAGGAAUGUGUAAUAUGUUUUGAAGACUUUCUGAAAGACGAAUGUAUUGCUCGCCUACCGUGCCUUUGCAUAUACCACAAGAAGUGCAUUGACGACUGGUUCAAAGUGAAUCGAAAAUGUCCCCAGCACCCAAAUGCUGAAGCAUCUGAUUACGAACAUGGCUCUCUGCUAAACGACGAGACAGCAGCCUCUGAUGACGUUUCAGCGGCAUCAACGAGUGCCGCUAGACCACAAAGCUCGACCUCGAAUGACUUGGUAUUUUCCGAGGAAAUGCCUAAACACGUAGUUGUAAACCACGUUACAUUCGCUGAAAACAAUACAGUAGACGUUGAAGAUUAG